AUGAAGAUUAAGAACCAUUCAAUCUUUAAUAAAAGCAAACUGUAACAAUACAGAAUUUGUGAAAUAAUUCCUACAAUUUGUGGAGUGAAUGGUAUUACAUAUAUUCCAGAUGAAUAGCCAAUAUUGAUACAAGUUUCAAAUUGUACAUGUUCUAAUAAGAAAAUCAACUUUUCUAAUUCAAAUAAAUGGAAUCAGAAAGAUAGAAUUCGUUCUUAUUCUUAAGUAAUUUAAAGGCCUAUAACCAGAAAAUCUACAAGAAUACUCACAUAAGUUUAGGAGAAAACACCUCCAAAAUUUUUAACAUUAAGGGUGUCAGCUAGAAGGUGGUGUGCUUAUCAAAACAGCUCAAAGUUUUAUGGAGUGAAUGAAAAUAUGAAAUGUGAAGUUGGAUGCCUAACUAAAUUAAUGGCAAUUUAUUCUAUACUGUAAUUAUGUUAAGACUACAAAAUGAAGUUGCAAAUACCUUAUUACGCAGAAAGUGUACCUGAACCUAAAGCUGAUUUAAAUUCUUAUAAUUAUUUGACGCUAGAAUAACUUUUGUAUGCUCUUAUUUUGAGAGGAGGAAAUGAUGCUUUAUGGAGUAUUUUAAAUGGAUUAUGUGAAAAAUUAUAUAGAAUUACUUAAAGAAAUUUGAUAAAAAAUAAAUUCCUUGAUUUAUUUAAUAGAAAUGCAUAAUAAUUAAAGAUGAAUAAUACUAGAUAUACCAAUUUAGAAGGUUUAGUCGAUCCUAAUAAUGUGACUACAGCGAAGGAUAUGUGUUUACUUUGUGAUUAAUUAUUGAAAUUUGAAAUAUUUUAAAGAAUUUUGAAAACAAAAAGUUAUACUUGUAGAGCCACAUAUGAAAAUGGUGAUCUUUCUACUGUUUACACUUGGAAAAAUAGAUAAAUAAAAUUUAUGAAAAAAGGGUUUUAUGGAUUUUAGGGAUUAAAUAAUAAUAGUGGAUCUUGUACUUUAUUAAUACCAGAAAAUAAUACAAAUUAAAUAUUCAUUAUACUUUUAAAAUGUAAUCCUAAAUAAGAAAUAGCCGAUGCUUUUAUGAUAACCAACAAUUAAUUAUAAUAGAUAUGA
This is a messenger RNA of Paramecium sonneborni, 1068 nucleotides long. Lineage: Eukaryota; Ciliophora; Oligohymenophorea; Peniculida; Parameciidae. The record is from the annotation of a GenBank genome assembly.